Messenger RNA from Talaromyces amestolkiae, 777 nucleotides. RefSeq lists its product as uncharacterized. The record is from RefSeq and is a predicted model, not a curated record. The coding region runs from base 1 to 777 and encodes 258 amino acids. Lineage: Eukaryota; Fungi; Ascomycota; Eurotiomycetes; Eurotiales; Trichocomaceae. The transcript has a single exon.
AUGACGCGAAGGAUUGACCCCUCAUUAUUCAGCGACUCCAACCGCUUAGUACCUGACAACCUCAUCAACCUCUUCCGUGUGGAUGACAGGACGGUAGUCAAACUCUGUGAGCCAAAUCGUCUUGCAGAAGCUGAGGCUCUUCGGUAUGUUCGAAGUCAUACGAAAGUCCCAGUUCCGGAGGUCUAUGAUUCCUAUGUGGACGAGUCCAUAAACCGCGGGGUAAUUGUUAUGGAAUAUGCUGAAGGAGACGUCCUUCGCGAUGUUUGGGAAGAUAUGGAUGAUGAGCACCGCGAAAAUAUCAUAACGCAACUGAAAGGAUACAUGGAUGAGCUACAUCAAAUCAAAGGUGACUUUAUCGGCUCUGUUGACGGAAGUGCUUGUGAAGACCCGGUUUUUUGCGUCGAACUUGGUGGAUUUGGGCCAUACGAUACCGAGGACGAGUUUCAUGAGGGCUUGAUUCGGGCUAUGAAAUUAUCACAAGAGAAUUCUUGGGCGGACCACAUCGCCAAAUUCAUCAAGGCUUUACCCAGCCACGACAUCGUUCUUACACAUUCGGACAUUUCUCCACGAAACAUCAUCGUGCGAGACGGACAGGUUGUUGCCAUUAUCGACUGGGAGAUGGCCGGCUUUUACCCUUCGUAUUGGGAAUAUGUGAAGGCCCUGUACUAUCCAGACUGGGAGAGCCGUUGGAUAGCAGAGGGCACGGUCGACAAGAUAUUGAAACCUUACUAUCUAGAGCACGCUGCACUCAUGCAUCUUCAAGAGCUUCUUUUCUGA